AUGGUGAAUGGAACUAACAGACUGCAUUGUGUCAUACAUGAAAGCCAGAUUUCAAGAGGAGUCAACAUCAGGAAAAAUCAGGGUGGAAAAACCUGCAAUGCAGGAGCUGCUGAGAGAUAUGCAGAAGUGACUGAGCCAUCCAUUCUGGUGACUGACUCAAACACCAUCCACAUUUGGUAUUUGCUGGAUGCUCUCAGCCCAAAAAGAAGGGCCAACAUAUGGAACUGCUUUCAUCUUCUGGGGAAACCACUGCAGGAGAGCAUAAAGGCUUCCCCACAGGCAUGGCAGAUGGACAAGUCAUAUUUCUGCAAUAAUGCUGAGUUGAAAGGUGCCAUCAACCUGUCACCCACAUGGUUUCAACAGGGUCAUGGGCCCCAAAAUGGCUUCCCAGAAGCCUCAUGGCUGCUCAAAUCCAGGAAGGAAAACACUUCUACAAGGCAAUGGGUUGACCAAAUGUCUGACACCAAUGCCCUGUUAUCUGCAAUCCUGCAUGUGGAAAAGUGGGCAGAUUUGGAUAUGAGUUCCAUACUGCCAAUAUGGAGCUCCAUGUAUAGCAGCAUGUCCAUGAUGGUGAAUCAGGCAACUUGUUACUACAGGGAUAUCAAUGGAUGGGAUCCAUGGCAUGAGGCAUGCAAGAGAGAGUCUACAGGCCAAACAUGUCAUAACCCCUGUGGCUCAGUUAUCACAGUCAUUGGUCAGAGGUUUGCUCCUUCUGGUACUGGAACCAUUAUGGCAACUGGGGACCUGAAUGAGCCCUUCAACAAACAAGCCCCUGGGACAGUGACAACCACAAGGGACACAACAAGGCAUGUGAUGCAUGUGACCACAAGAAGCCAAAAGAGGAAAGACCGCUGGCAUGGGCAUAACAUGGGUGACUACCCACCCUUGGACUUUGUCAUUCCAAUGUUGAAUCUGCAGCUGCACUACAACCCUGGGAUGAUCAUUGCAUUUUCAGGUUCAGCAUUGGAGCAUUGGGUGGGAGCUGUAGAUGGUGACAGAGCAUGCCUGGUGUACUACAUGCAUGCCAAUGUACAUCAGUUGGUGUACAUUCCCAUGUGUCAAUCACUGCAGAUGGACAACCUACUACCUAGACCAGUUGCAACUGGAGAACUGUUGAUUUGA
Pisolithus orientalis is the source of this 1122-nucleotide messenger RNA. RefSeq lists its product as uncharacterized. The record is from RefSeq and is a predicted model, not a curated record. The transcript is spliced from 7 exons. NCBI's taxonomy places the organism in Eukaryota, Fungi, Basidiomycota, Agaricomycetes, Boletales, Pisolithaceae. The coding region runs from base 1 to 1122 and encodes 373 amino acids.